UCCCAACUCAGGUGCCCAGGCAGAGGAGGUUGCUUCGCGUUGUUUCCUCCGUCCGGCGGCGGUUCCUCUGACUGGAUCGAUCAGAAUCACCGGUGGCGGCGACGGCUGCGGUUCCCCGGGGAGGGCGACGGGAGGGGCCGGCGGCGGGAUGGAGGUGCCGUGGCUGCUGGUGGCGCACGGGUCGGUGACGGCGCUGGUGGUGGUGUCGUUCCUGUGCGGGCAGUGGCCCAUCUUCGAGGGCACCUUCAUCCAGAGCAUCAACCACUUCCUCACCUUUGGCGCUUACCACUACCUCUUGCGGUUCGUGCAGGCGGUAUGCGGCACCGGGGCCAGGGAUCUCGUCCUCGGCGUCGAGCAGUACUGCUGCGACCGGCCCAACCCGAUCCUGCAGGUGUUUUAUGUUGCCAUAAUUGGGGUGACAUAUUUUAUGAUAGUGCAGACAUCUUUCGAGUACAUUCCUGGGUAUUAUGUGAGUGGAUGGCACAGAUAUUUGAGCAUAGUUGCUGUUGCUGUUGGUGCUAUACUCUUCGUGCUCACUAGCUUUUCUGAUCCUGGGACCGUUACUGCUGAGAAUUUCUCUCAAUAUGUAUCUGCCUACCCAUAUGACAACAUCAUUUUUGUGGAGAAAGAAUGUUCUACUUGCAAGAUUACUAGACCAGCCAGGGCAAAGCACUGCAGAAUAUGUGAUAAAUGUGUUGCUCGAUUUGAUCAUCAUUGUGGAUGGAUGAAUAAUUGCAUUGGGGAGAAAAAUACUCGCUAUUUUGUGGCCUUUUUGGUUUGGCACUUUCUUAUAUGUGUGUACGGGGCACUAGUCCUUGGCUUCAUUCUUGCUGGCGAACUAAAAGAGAGGAAAGUUAUCUACAUUCUCACAGCUUAUUAUGGUAUUGAGAAUUCAUUCUUGGGAUUAUUUCCACAUGUUGCACAGUGGCUGCUUGCUGUACAUAACACACAGAUACUUCUGAGUGUAUUUUUGGCUAUACUAGCAUUGCUACUUGGUGGUUUCUGCGCCUACCAUGCACACCUUUGUUUAACAAAUACAACAACCAAUGAGUCAUUCAAAUGGCAAGACUACAUCAUGUGGAUGAAAAAGGAGAACGAAGCGAAGGCAAAUGCUGCUGCACUCAAGGCCAGCAUGGGCUCAUCUAACAGCGAGGCACACAAAGCUCCUCCAAGCAAAUGGAGGUCAUUCUUUGUUAGGUCCCGAAGACCGAGUGUGGAACCAGUUGUGAAAAACAAUAUAUAUGACAGAGGCAUGAUUAGAAACAUGUGCGAGGUGAUUGUCCCUUUGUCGGAGCGGAAGUCAUUUUCCCGCAGGAAAUCAGAUUGAGACCGACUGUUCUUACAGCUGUUGUAUCAACAAACUGUUGUAUAUCCAUGUAGAAUUCGCAAAACAUUUUUUUUCAUACCAUAGAGGAAAUAUUUUCAGGAUAAUCUUGUUCAGGACUGAUGGGUUAGCAUCAAAAUAUAGAUAAGAAGUUUUGAAAUUCCAUUUAUCUGUAACUUUGUACCCUUCCUGAAAUAGAGAAACUUGCUGCAA
Setaria italica (foxtail millet) is the source of this 1537-nucleotide messenger RNA. Its product is annotated as probable protein S-acyltransferase 17. Gene Ontology annotation, molecular function: protein-cysteine S-palmitoyltransferase activity. Bases 149 to 1327 code for a protein of 392 amino acids. Gene Ontology annotation, cellular component: endoplasmic reticulum; Golgi apparatus. The record is from RefSeq and is a predicted model, not a curated record. Lineage: Eukaryota; Viridiplantae; Streptophyta; Magnoliopsida; Poales; Poaceae. Gene Ontology annotation, biological process: peptidyl-L-cysteine S-palmitoylation; protein targeting to membrane. The transcript is spliced from 10 exons.